This is a messenger RNA of Australozyma saopauloensis, 1806 nucleotides long. It is a transcript of the gene LPT1, whose product is annotated as lysophospholipid acyltransferase. NCBI's taxonomy places the organism in Eukaryota, Fungi, Ascomycota, Pichiomycetes, Serinales, Metschnikowiaceae. The transcript has a single exon. Gene Ontology annotation, cellular component: membrane; endoplasmic reticulum. The record is from RefSeq and is a predicted model, not a curated record. Bases 1 to 1806 code for a protein of 601 amino acids. Gene Ontology annotation, biological process: glycerophospholipid biosynthetic process; lipid modification. Gene Ontology annotation, molecular function: 1-acylglycerol-3-phosphate O-acyltransferase activity; 1-acylglycerophosphocholine O-acyltransferase activity.
AUGAUCGCAGUCAUCCAGAGGGCAAUUGCCCAGAUGCUGGCUCAGACAGGCUUGGAUGAGGCCAGCUUCAAGGUUUUGUUGUGCACAGUGCUCUCGUUCCCGUUCAGUCUGGUUUUCAAACGGUUGCCAGAUCAAAAGUACACCUUGAAGAACUUGUAUGUGGUGUCUGUGUCGAUGUUUUAUAUUUUUGGGAUCUUGGAUUUGGGGCUGGAAGUGCUCACGCUUCUUGUUUCUCUGUUUGGGUGCUAUUUCAUCACCAGAUACAUAAGAACAAGCCUGAUGCCAUGGGUUAAUUUUCUCUUUUUGAUGCUGCAUUUGGCGUACAGCCACCUCAAUGCGCAGUUCUUCAACACCCAAGACUUGUCUCGGCUCGACCUCACGGGCGCACAGAUGGUGUUGGUGAUGAAGUUGUCUGCUUUUGGCUGGAACGUCCAUGACGGAAAGGUGAACGAGCUGCCUUCAGACUAUACCCGUAGUCGGGCCAUCAGAAAACAUCCCAACAUUCUUCCAUUCAUGGGCUAUGUUCUCUUUUAUCCGGCGCUUUUGACAGGCCCCGCCUUUGACUUUGUGGACUACGACAAGUUCAUCCAUUCCACCCUUUUCGAUGAUGUUCCUGAAGACAAACGUCCUGGCCGCAGCAGAAAGCGUAGAAUCCCCAAGAGUGGCAAGCAGGCUUUGUCUAAGGUCUUGCAGGGGUUCUUUUUCGCAGGGUUGUUCGUUGUGAUCCCACAGUACGUCAAUUUGGACCUGGCCUUAAGCUCGUCCUUCGUAACAGACCAUGGCUUCUUCUACCGUAUUUUUUACUUGUGGAUUUUGGGCUUCACCCACCGGUUGAAGUACUACACAAUUUGGCUUAUUGCCGAGGGUGCUUGCAUCUUGUGUGGUAUUGGCUACAACGGCUACGACUCAAAGACAGACACUUUCAAAUGGAACCGCGUGCAGAACAUCGACCCCUGGACUUUCGAAACGGGCCAAAAUGUGCACGUGUGUCUCGAGGCUUGGAACAUGAACACUAACAAGUGGUUGAAACACUACGUCUACAGUCGCUUGGCUAAAAAGGGAAAGAAACCAGGCUUCAAGAGUACUCUCUUCACAUUUGUGACCAGUGCCUUCUGGCAUGGAACUCGCCCCGGUUACUACUUGACUUUUGUGAUGGGCGCCAUGAUCCAAACAGCUGGUAAGAUCUAUCGUCGCAACCUUCGCCCUAUUUUCUUGGAAGCCGACGGAGUUACUCCAAAACCCACGAAAAAACUCUACGAUGUUGUCUGCUGGUUAGUCACACAGUUGGCGUUUGGGUUUGUUGUCCAACCAUUUGUCAUUCUUAACUUCGGAAGGUCUCUUCAAUGCUGGGCCACAGUCUAUUUCUAUGUGCCUCUAGGAAUUGGUCUCACGCUAUUCCUUUUCAAGGGUCCAUACAAGAAGCAGGUUGUUGGUUUGUGCAAGAGCCUUGCUCCACAGAAACCAGUACCUAUCAAGGAGAGUGGGUUGAACGAGAAGGAAGCAGAGGUUAUCCAAGCUGCAGUGGAGAAAGCGCUCGCGCGCGAGAGCAACUAUUCGACCUUGGGAGUUCCGCCUUUGGAUGUGUUGGAGGAUGCAACCAAGGAGGAGCUCGAGGAGGAGCUCAGGGACUUUGCCGACACCUGGACUUCGUUCCGCGGCCGCAAAGGUUCGUUCAGUAAUGAUUUUGACGGGUUGAAGGAUGCAUACAACAACUUCACUUCCGAGCUCAAUGAGAUCAUCAACAGCAAGAAGGACGAGCUUCAAGAGACCAAGAACGCCAUGAAGGCACAAGGAAAGGGCGAGUAG